This is a messenger RNA of Helicoverpa zea (corn earworm), 2686 nucleotides long. RefSeq names its product peroxisomal multifunctional enzyme type 2 (gene Mfe2). The record is from RefSeq and is a predicted model, not a curated record. The transcript has 15 exons. NCBI's taxonomy places the organism in Eukaryota, Metazoa, Arthropoda, Insecta, Lepidoptera, Noctuidae. Gene Ontology annotation, molecular function: oxidoreductase activity. The coding region runs from base 161 to 2329 and encodes 722 amino acids.
AAAGAGUACUGUCAGUGACGUGAAAAGCAAGAGAGUUGAACAAAAAACUUGUUAUUAAAUUAUUCAUUCUGAGUUCCUGUGUUGUUCUCAGAACUUUAUUGUAUUAAUUUACACGAAAAUUGGAAUUUGUUACGUCACAUCACAUUGCAAAAAGCGAAGAAUGGACCAGCUUCGCUUUGACGGACGUGUUGCGGUGGUGACCGGCGCCGGUGGUGGCCUCGGCAGAGCCUACGCUCUGUUGCUGGGCUCAAGAGGCGCUAAAGUAGUGGUGAAUGACCUCGGUGGCUCUCGCGACGGCAGUGGAAAAUCAAACUUUGCGGACGCCGUUGUUAAGGAAAUCAAGGACAAAGGUGGUGUUGCGGUCGCCGAUUACAACAAUGUCGUGGAGGGCGAGAAGAUUAUCCAAACCGCCUUAGAUAACUUCGGCAGAAUCGAUAUCCUUAUCAACAAUGCGGGAAUACUUCGUGAUAAGAGCUUCACUAAAAUGUCCGAUCAGGAUUGGGACCUUAUUCACCUGGUUCACUUGAAAGGUGCCUACAAAACCACUCACGCCGCAUGGGAACACUUCAGAAAGCAAAAGUAUGGUCGCGUCAUUAUGACCUCAAGUAAUGCCGGAAUCUUCGGAAACUUUGGCCAGGCUAACUACAGCGCCGCAAAGAUGGGUCUGGUCGGUUUGACCAACACUCUUGCCAUCGAAGGCUCGAAAUACAACAUUAAGGUGAACACCAUCGUGCCCACGGCCGCGUCUCGUCUCACUGAAGACAUUCUGCCCCCAGAAAUGUUUGAGGCUAUGAAGCCUGAGCUUAUUGCUCCUGUUGUUGCAUACAUGUGCCACGAAUCGUUCCCCGACUCCGGCGCGGUCAUUGACUCCACUCUCGGAUACGCGACCAAGAUGCACUACGUUAGAGGACAAGGUGCCAUUCUGAAGAAGAAGCCUUCAGACCCAGUCACAAUCGAGUCUGUCAAGGAGUUCUGGCCCGAAGCGACAAACAUGAAAGACUCCAUCCAUCUUGAAAAGAUUGCUGACACCACUAUCAAUCUAGUUGAGAAGAUUCAGGACUUCGAAGAGCGCAGCAAAUUAGACGGUGACCGUGAAUCCUACUGGUCGAGUUACAAGUAUGAUUCUAAGGAUCUCGUACUGUAUGCCCUCGGAAUCGGAGCAUCAGUAGAAAACGAAAGCGACUUGAAGUUCUUGUACGAGUCUCAUGAGAACUUCGCGGCUCUGCCCACAUACUUCAUCCUCCCGGGUAUGGCCAUCGAGUCCCCGCUUGUGGCUAACUCCAUGCCUCCGGGCAAACACGCUGACUUUACUAACAUUCUUCACGGUGAACAAUUCAUCGAAUUCGUGGGAGAUUUGCCCGGUACUGAGGGUGACUUCAAAGUACGCAGCUAUGUUGUCGAUACUCUGGACAAGGGAUCAAGCGCUGUUUCCAUCGUCAACAGUGAAAUCUACCAGAACAAGCAGCUCGUAGCACGCACACAGCAACAUAUCUUCGUGCUCGGACAGGGCGGGUUCAACGGCCCCCGCAACAGCAAACAAGCGGUUGAAGUACAGCCGGCGCCUAAGAGAGCACCCGACGCUGUUGUUGAACAACGCACUGCUGAGGGACAGGCUUCGCUUUACAGGUUAUCUGGUGAUUUGAACCCACUGCACAUUGACCCCAAUGUGGCGGCCGCUAGCGGUCACCCCAGGCCCAUCCUCCACGGAAUGGCGACCCUUGGAUUCUCUGCCAGACAUGUAUUGGCCAAGUUCGGAGGCAACGACCCCGCAAACUUCAAGGCGCUUAAGGCUCGCUUCGUGAAGCCCGUGCUGCCUGGUCAGACCCUUGUCACCGAGAUGUGGGUCGAAGGCAAGCGUGUGCUCUUCCAGACUAAGGUCAAGGAGACUGGCAACACUGUCAUUGCUGGUGCAUACGUUGAUUUUAAGAACGUUGUAUCCGGCCAGGCUUCCUCAGGGCCCGCGUCGACAGCAGCGCCCUCUGGUGCUCUCAAGUCUGAUGCACUCUUCGCCAAAAUCCAAGAGGAGGUUGGCAAGAACAAGGACUUGGCUAAGAGCAUCGGUGGCGUGUUCCUUUACAAUAUCACUGAGAGUGGAAAGACUGUUAAAUCUUGGACUUUGGACCUCAAGACCCCAGCGGUACAUGAAGGUGGACCAAAGAGUGGUAAGGCUGACACUACCCUGACUGUUUCUGACGGUGACAUGGUAGACAUCGCAGCAGGCACACUCAGCCCACAAGUGGCUUACAUGAAGGGAAAGCUCAAGAUUUCCGGAAAUAUCAUGCUCGCACAAAAGUUGGGCCCACUGCUGAAGUCCAACGCCAAGCUAUAAGUUAAUGUUAAAUAUUUAUGGAAAUGGUUAUGAAUAACUUUAAUUAUUUACAACUUGUAAUAAAAAAUCGCAAUAUACUACCAGAAAUAAGCAUAAGAUGCCAAUACUGUAAGCAAAUAUUAAAUUAUCAAAUGAUAUAUUAUUUUAUUCCUGUUAUAGAGGCUUCUUUCAAGCCAGAAAUUGCAUUUAUGUUGUAAAUGUGAUUUGCAAAAGCACUGUUAUCUAUAAACUGUGAUAUGAAGACAGAAUAAUUCCAUUGGUGGGCAAUUUCUGGCUCAUCUACUUUGUUACAAUACAAUCAAGUGAAGAAUGUAUUAUUUUGUAUGGUGAAGGAAUUAAACACCACUUUUAUAAAAA